AUGUCAUCAAACACAGCUGAAACUGUGAAAAUAGCCAAAGAACUGAUGGAAUUUGGAGUUUACCCUAUGGUCCUCAUGUCUCAAAUGGCUACACUUAUUAUGGACAUUAUUGAUGGAACAUAUCAAGUAAUUGAAGCUAGUGUUGACUCAUUGUUUGAUGGUAGAAGAUAUUGUAGCCUCGGAAUCCAUACGAGACACCAUAAGACGAGCAUUGUGUUUACAUUAGAAGAAGGCCCUAGGGUCUUGUUCAAUGCUUUAGCUGUGUUUGCUCUAAGGGAGAUUAACUUAUCAAAAGUAACCUUCUCAACAACAAUAUUCUACUUAAGCAUGUGAGUAAUCAAGAUUAAGGGAGACUUGUAAUCAUGUUUGGC
Lactuca saligna is the source of this 371-nucleotide messenger RNA. The record is from the annotation of a GenBank genome assembly. NCBI's taxonomy places the organism in Eukaryota, Viridiplantae, Streptophyta, Magnoliopsida, Asterales, Asteraceae.